CAAUUUUUAUAUUUUUAAUUGAGUUUUCUAUUUUUCCAUCGUGUUUUUCUUCAGGACGAAGAACUGAGGUCCAUCUGACACAAAAGUUUUGGUAUCUGAUUUCAAGGAGAUUAGCAUCGGGGAAGCGCACACAGUUUUCUUCUGCGGGAUGAAUUUGGCUUUGAUUGACGAAUCUAGAAGCGGAGAGACACCGGAAGAUGAAUCUACGUGGAUGUAAGCGUUGUAGAGAUCUUCGUGGCCAUGGAAGAAGCUUUCCCAGAGGUAAGAAUGUCAGAUUAGAGUUUGCAAGGAAGAGAAAUGCGAUCUUGGGAGGAGGAACCGGGGAGAGAGAUGAGAUGUCAGUUAUUUGAGGAGGAUACAGCGGCGCGAUGGAAGAGGGAGAGAUCAUCGAGGUCAUCUGCGGUGGAAAAAAAUUCUGAAAACUUAGAUGAUCCAAGAAAUAUUUUGCAGAAACCCGUUAAGUUAUUCUUUGAUGUCAUAAACACUGUGAAUUAUAGGCAUGAAAUGAGUUACGAGUUGGAUAAGGAGUUGGAGAAGGAGAAGCAGAGGAAGAGAGACGUGACGAUUUGUUGUUACUAGCUCUCACGCUGAUGGUACGAUUGAUUACUCAAGGAACCACGAGGUGAGUUACUCCCAUGCCUCGUGGAGAAACUGUUACCAAACGGAGAUCUCUGUAUGGGAACUUUCUCCUGCGGGUUACCGAACGGAUCCGAGAAGUAUUUGUGGAAGGAUGGGUGUAUGUACGAAGAAGAAUGGAAGCAUAACAUAUUUAAUUAUCAUUUAAAACGUUUUCAUAGAAACAUUUAGAAGAUAAUAUUACAUAAGUAUUUUUUUUUUAUAUUGUAAGAUGUGAUAAUAAAAAAUAUAUAUAUUGAAACUGUUAAAUAAAUGUUAUUCAUACUAUUAAUUAUUUUUUUAUAGUUGAAUAUGAGUUUAACUGAAA
Molecule: messenger RNA, 943 nt
Organism: Thlaspi arvense
Lineage: Eukaryota; Viridiplantae; Streptophyta; Magnoliopsida; Brassicales; Brassicaceae
Source: the annotation of a GenBank genome assembly